Molecule: messenger RNA, 1207 nt
Organism: Photinus pyralis (common eastern firefly)
Lineage: Eukaryota; Metazoa; Arthropoda; Insecta; Coleoptera; Lampyridae
Product: probable E3 SUMO-protein ligase RNF212
Exons: 5
Coding region: 219-1004 (261 amino acids)
Biological process (GO): homologous chromosome pairing at meiosis; reciprocal meiotic recombination; protein sumoylation
Cellular component (GO): synaptonemal complex
Molecular function (GO): SUMO transferase activity
Source: RefSeq, a predicted model, not a curated record
ACUUAUUUAUUCCAAGAAAAUAGCAUUAAAUGAAAAGCAAAUUGUUAAAAUACAGAAUUAUUGCAAUCGUUAGGCGAACGGUUAGCCAGUGUCGCCAACUAAUUUACUUAUUUGAAUAUUUUGCAGUUUCCGUUGCAGGUGCCCCAACAUGAAGAAUUUUUUUUUUAAUUUCAAAUUGCUAUCAAACUACUCUACAAUUUUGUUAUUAAUGUUCUAAAAUGGCUGAAUUUGUAAACUGCAACAAGUGUUUCUCGACAUACAACCCAGACGUUGCUUUUUACGUGGCAAACUGUGGUCAUAUGCAAUGUGAACCUUGCAUAUCAAAAUCGGAUAAGACAAAAUGUGUCGUAUGCAAUUCACCUUCGGACUUAAUCCCCUUAAAUAAUAAUCUGGCACCCGAACUGCAGCCAUUCUUUCGUUCAGUAGGCGAUCUCUUCGACAAAGCGAGACAGGUGAACAAGUUCCAAGAUUUCAACAAAAAUCUAGUUAUAAAAAGUCUAACGGAUAAGUACAAACUUAUGAAGACAAAAGUGUACAAAUGUUACAAACUUAUGCAGGACGCAAAAAAGGAAAACGAAAAGCUGCGAUUACAUAUACAGAAUCUGGCUAAAACCCUACCCACAAGCACACCCGCAACUGCAGGUGUACCAGCAAUAUUCCCUUCACCGGGAAAUUCGGUAAUUUCGUCCAUAUUUCCCAAGCAUCGGAGUGGUACAGCACUCUCUCGACCGGGGCAACAAGUAAACACUCCCUGGAAUAAUUCUUCAAAGGCUAAACAGGCGCCUCACAUGAGUAAUGGACCUCCCAUGUCUAAUGUCAGUCAUUCAUUUAUGACACCUUCCCAGUCGUCAAUGGGAGAGAACACAAUCGAGGAGUCAUUUGAUCAAAGAACGCCGAUCCCAAGAAUUCCCAAUUCUGUCAAGGCUCCACUACCUGCAAGACCUGUGGUAAUGAUGCCCAUGGCUCGUCACCUCAAGUUAGAUUCGAAAAAUAAACCUCGCUAGAGGUUCUGAACAAAGAAGCUGUCAAAGAAUUUAAUCAAAUAGGUUCAUUAUUACUACAAUUCUUUUUAAUUUGGAUUGAGGAAUAAAUUGUUUAAAUUCAAUUUAUAAAUAUUAUUCAAUGUAACUGUUUAUUAAGAAUAAUUUGAUCUUUAUUUAUAAACUGAUGUAAUAAUUGGUAUAGAAAUAAAAAAAAACUUGGACGA